AUGAAUCAUGCCGGCAUCUAUUCCACGCUGACGGAGCUACGAAGACAAUAUUUCAUCCCUAGCGUGUUUUCCGUAGCCAAAAAGAUACUACGAAAAUGCGUCACGUGUCGUAGAUCCAAUGAGCGAAGCAUAAAGCUUAAUCAGUCUUCAUACAGAGACUUUAGAGUCGAUCCUCCGGCUGUGCCUUUCCGCCAUUGCUUUAUCGACCACAUCGGUCCGUUCUAUGUGCGCUCGGCAGGGACUAAAGUCAAAGUAUGGAUACUGUGCAUAACGUGUCUCUGGAGCCGCGCCAUCAAUCUAAAAUUAUCGCUUGACCUAUCCGUUAAAGAGUUCCUGAGGGCGUUCCAGAAGCACGUGUUUGAGUUUGGCCUGCCUCAUCUAGUGCUAUCAGAUUCCGGGUCGCAGCUAAUCGCAGGGUCUAAAAUAAUUUCGAAGGUCCUUCAGGACCCUGAAGUAGAAGCCUACUGCGAAGCCAGCGACAUUAAAAUUACAUCUUUCCAACAGUAUCCGAGAGGUUGCAGCGCUCUGGGCUCGCUGGUAGAGUCUUGCGUCAAGUUAAUAAAACGUCUCCUAUUCGGUUCCAUCGGUAACAACGUGCUUGACUUGCCAGACUUCGAUCUGGCUGUAGCACAAAUUACAUGUCUGGUCAAUAAAAGGCCAGUAGCAUUUAAAGAGACACUCAGAGACUCGAGCAUUAGCUUGCCCAGUCCCAUUACACCAGAAGCACUUCUGAGGGGAUACGUGCUGCAUUCUCCCUUAGUUUUACCGCACGUCAGCGAGGCCCCCGACGAUCCAGAGUGGGUCCCGUCAAUGGAGGCAGCCGACCUAGUGCGCGAGAACUUUGCCAAACUGAAUGCCGUGAGACGAAAACUCGUUGAUAAAUAUAACUCGCAAUUUAUCCCCAGCCUUAUUACGCAAGCCACGUCAAAAAAGGACGGAUUCCGCCCUGUGAAACACAAGGUCCUCGGAGUAAAUGACUUGGUCCUGCUUAAAGAACCCAACCAAAAACGUUACAACUACGCGAUGGGGCGAGUCACCGAAGUUACCCUCAAUCAUCUGGGCGAGGUCACGGAGGUUAGUGUACUCAAAGGUAACGGCGGCACCGUGCGCCGACACGUAACCUCUCUAAUCCCGUUGCUUACCGCGUCGCCCACCACAGAGACUCGCUCCCCGGUGCCUCCAAACCAACCUAUAGUGAUGGAAACCGAGGCAAAUAGACCGCGCCGGCUUGCAGCGCAGCGAGGCCGCGGAAAAAUUAAGGAUCUAAUCGAACGAAAUUUAAUCUAA
Messenger RNA from Hyalella azteca, 1287 nucleotides. RefSeq lists its product as uncharacterized. Lineage: Eukaryota; Metazoa; Arthropoda; Malacostraca; Amphipoda; Hyalellidae. Gene Ontology annotation, biological process: DNA integration. Gene Ontology annotation, molecular function: nucleic acid binding. The record is from RefSeq and is a predicted model, not a curated record. The coding region runs from base 1 to 1287 and encodes 428 amino acids. The transcript has a single exon.